AUGUCCUCUCAAGUUCUGGGAUUUUUAUGCAACUGGACUCCCCUCCUCCGGCAGCCCCCAGGGAAUCCAGCAGCCGCAGGGAAUGACGCGGAUGCCCCUACAGCCCCGGCUUCAGGCGGGGAGGGCGAGCCCCAGAGCCAGCACCGCGACACCCGCCUGGGUAGCACCGAUAAGGAACUGAAGGCAGGAGCCGCUGGAGCUGGCAGCGCCCCAACAGCUGGGGACCCCUGGCAGCAGGAGCUGCGGGUCGAGGUUAUGGAUCCAGCGAAGGGGCCCCGGAGCCAGCUCCCACGGCCCUGCCGCGUGCUGGUGCUGCUGAACCCGCGCAGCGGUAAGGGCAAGGCCCUAGAGCUCUUCCGGAACCACGUGCAGCCCCUGCUAGCCCAGGCGGAUGUCUCCUUCACGCUCGUGCACACUGAGCGGCGGAACCACGCCCGGGAGCUGGUGCGGGCGGAGCAGCUGGGACGCUGGGACGCGCUGGUGGUCAUGUCUGGAGAUGGGCUGAUGCAUGAGGUGGUGAACGGGCUCAUGGAGCGGCCCGACUGGGAGACCGCCAUCCGGAAGCCCCUGUGUAGCCUCCCAGCUGGCUCUGGCAAUGCAGUGGCAGCUUCUGUGAACCAUUAUGCUGGCUUUGAGCAGGUGACUGAUGAAGACCUGCUGACCAACUGCACGCUGCUGCUGUGCCGCCGGCUGUUGGCACCCAUGAACCUGCUGUCGCUGCAAACGGCCUCGGGGCCGCGCCUCUUCUCAGUGCUCAGCCUGGCGUGGGGCUUCAUUGCUGAUGUGGAUCUGGAGAGUGAGAAGUUUCGGUGCCUGGGGGAGUUGCGCUUCACUCUGGGCACCUUCCUGCGCCUGGCAGCCCUGCGUGUCUACCGGGGCCAACUGGCGUACCUCCCUGUAGAAAGGGUGGUCUCCAAGAUGCCCACCUCCCCCGCUCUGGACCGGCAGGACCAGCAGGGCCCUGUGGAUGCCCACCUCGUGCCCCUGGAAGAGCCAGUGCCCUCCUACUGGACUGUGGUGCCAGAGCAGGACUUUGUGCUGGUGCUGGUGCUGCUGCACUCGCACCUGGGCAGCGAGAUGUUUGCUGCACCCAUGGGCCGCUGUGCAGCCAGCACUAUGCAUCUGUUCUACGUGCGGGCAGGCGUGUCUCGGGCCAUGCUGCUGCGCCUCUUCCUGGCCAUGCAGAAGGGCAGGCACAUGGAGUGUGACUGUCCGUACUUGGUGUAUGUGCCUGUGGUUGCCUUCCGCCUGGAGCCCAAGGAUGGGAAGGGUGUGAUUACUGUGGACGGGGAGUUGAUGGCCAGUGAGGCUGUGCAGGGCCAGGUGCACCCAGACUACUUCUGGAUGGUUGGUGGCUGCAUGGAGCCCCCACCCUCUCUGGAGCCACAGCCCCUGCCCAGCCCAAAGCCUCAAUAGAGGCCACCUCCAAAAGAGCUCUUAUGACUCCGAGGGCCUUGUCAUGCUGUAGUCUGUCUACUCACUCUACUCUGAGCCUCAGGACCCUCUCUCCUCCCCCAGGACUGGAUGGCCUGUCCACAGCUCAUGUAGGGACAGGACUCCUGGAGAAGCGUGGGAAGGUGGAGGUGCUUUGGAGGAACAGACUCUGCCCAACAAAGGCCAGAAUGAGGCCCUGGGCCAGAAGCCCAGCUGGUUGGACCCCCUUGCCUAUGGAAGUUCCACCUCAUGAAUCAAAUCUAAAUAAAGUGACAUUCCCA
This is a messenger RNA of Ceratotherium simum simum (southern white rhinoceros), 1715 nucleotides long. RefSeq names its product sphingosine kinase 1 (gene SPHK1). The record is from RefSeq and is a predicted model, not a curated record. Gene Ontology annotation, biological process: phosphorylation; negative regulation of apoptotic process; cellular response to growth factor stimulus. Lineage: Eukaryota; Metazoa; Chordata; Mammalia; Perissodactyla; Rhinocerotidae. Gene Ontology annotation, cellular component: cytoplasm; intracellular membrane-bounded organelle; membrane.